UUCAGUUUCAAAGCACCAUAAAAUGAAGAUGUUUCUUCUCGUCGUCUUUGCUUGCAUUGCAUUGGCUCAAGCCUCUUUCCUUCCUGUCCAACCUUAUGAUUACGGAUAUGCCGUCAAUAAUCUCUUCAGCCACCAGUACAAGCACGAAGCCGGAAACGGCGUUGGAGGUGUAGUGGGAAGCUACGGUACCGUUGAUGCUAGAGGAAACUUCCAAUACAGGAAUUAUGCAUCGGGUGCCGGAUACCCCAUCUACGGCUAUGGAUUAAAUGGAUACGGGCUCAGAUACGAUGGAUAUGGACAUCCAUAUGGAGUUUAUGGAAAUCUUGGUUAUGGUUAUGGAGGCGUAUUGGGACACCCAGCCUUGAUUUAAGUUACCACCAUUUUUUCUAUGGAAUGAAGUUGAUCCGAUUAUAAUUAAAUUAGAAAAUGAUGUUCUCAUAAUUGAUUAUUUUUAAUAAGCCAGUAACAUUUUACUAUCUAAUCUCUUGAAUUUUUUAUCAGAAAAUUUUGCAAACCAUUGGGUAAAUAGA
Molecule: messenger RNA, 530 nt
Organism: Argiope bruennichi
Lineage: Eukaryota; Metazoa; Arthropoda; Arachnida; Araneae; Araneidae
Product: glycine-rich protein-like
Exons: 3
Coding region: 23-370 (115 amino acids)
Source: RefSeq, a predicted model, not a curated record